Tachyglossus aculeatus (Australian echidna) is the source of this 1386-nucleotide messenger RNA. It is a transcript of the gene SUCLG1, whose product is annotated as succinate-CoA ligase GDP/ADP-forming subunit alpha. The transcript is spliced from 9 exons. The record is from RefSeq and is a predicted model, not a curated record. The coding region runs from base 40 to 1041 and encodes 333 amino acids. Gene Ontology annotation, cellular component: mitochondrion; succinate-CoA ligase complex (ADP-forming). Gene Ontology annotation, biological process: tricarboxylic acid cycle. Lineage: Eukaryota; Metazoa; Chordata; Mammalia; Monotremata; Tachyglossidae. Gene Ontology annotation, molecular function: succinate-CoA ligase (ADP-forming) activity; succinate-CoA ligase (GDP-forming) activity.
CCCCUCAGCGCCGCCUCAGCCUCCUCCUCAGCGUCCGCCAUGGCCGCGGGCGGCGGGGGCCUCGCCGUCGUCCGGCUCCUCGCUCGCCAUUUCCUCCUGCAACAGAAGGGAAUUCGGCACUGUUCCUACACAGCCUCACGGAAUAAUCUCUUCGUCAAUAAAACCACAAAGGUUAUUUGCCAAGGUUUCACUGGCAAGCAGGGCACCUUUCACAGCCAGCAGGCGUUGGAGUAUGGUACCAAUUUAGUCGGAGGAACUUCUCCAGGGAAGGGAGGCAAGACUCAUCUGGGUCUCCCGGUGUUUAACACCGUGAAGGAGGCCAAAGAACAAACAGGAGCUACUGCGUCUGUAAUCUAUGUUCCUCCCCCAUUUGCUGCCGCUGCAAUCAACGAAGCGGUGGAAGCAGAAAUCCCUCUAGUAGUGUGCAUUACUGAAGGGAUUCCGCAGCAGGACAUGGUGCGAGUGAAACACUCCCUAACCCGACAGAGCAAGACAAGGCUAGUUGGUCCCAAUUGCCCCGGAGUUAUCAAUCCUGGAGAAUGCAAAAUCGGCAUCAUGCCUGGCCACAUUCACAAGAAAGGAAGAAUUGGUAUUGUGUCACGAUCUGGCACCCUGACAUAUGAGGCGGUUCAUCAGACAACACAAGUUGGAUUGGGACAGUCAUUUUGUGUUGGAAUUGGAGGUGAUCCCUUUAAUGGAACAAAUUUCAUUGACUGCCUUGAAGUUUUUCUCAAAGAUCCAAGCACAGAAGGAAUCAUACUAAUUGGUGAAAUUGGUGGCAAUGCUGAAGAGGAUGCAGCGGCAUAUUUGAAGCAACAUAAUUCAGGGCCACAUGCCAAGCCAGUAGUGUCCUUCAUCGCGGGUUUGACUGCUCCUCCGGGCAGGAGAAUGGGUCACGCCGGGGCUAUCAUUGCUGGUGGGAAAGGUGGAGCUAAAGAAAAAAUCGCUGCUCUUCAGAGUGCUGGCGUGGUCGUCAGUAUGUCUCCGGCUCAGCUGGGAAGCACCAUGUACAAGGAGUUUGAGAAGAGGAAACUACUGUAAAAACCUUGUGACAGGGAGCACUGGACAAGCGUGAACCAACACUGCCCCUGCUUUUGGGUAGCCAUUGUAUGCCAACCCAGCCUCAUUCACAUGACUGAUAUUGGUCUCCCAAUGCAACGUGAAGCCAUAAGGAAUGUUUCGAAUGCUCUUAACUCAGAUGUGUUCUCCUGAUUAUUCAUCAUAGCUAAUCAAUAAAUCUACCAUCUGAUUUGACCUUGGAUUUCUGAUAUUCAGUGAUGGGUAAGGGAGAAAUUUUGAAAAUUUAUAGGUGACUGGGCACCAUAUAAACUGAUCUAUCUGGUGUCUUUGGGAGUUAGACAAACUAUUAAAUGCUGUACGAAAUCA